Messenger RNA from Cicer arietinum (chickpea), 524 nucleotides. Lineage: Eukaryota; Viridiplantae; Streptophyta; Magnoliopsida; Fabales; Fabaceae. The record is from RefSeq and is a predicted model, not a curated record.
AAUAAGUAGUCUUAAAAAUUGAAGCUUGAAAAUUAAAACCCUUCAUUCUGUAUUUCUCAUCUCAUACCAUUACCAAAUACCAAUCAAUCACAAACAAAAUGGCAAACAUUUUGAAGAGCAGCAGUGGUGUUAUCCUCUCGUCUUUCUCUUCACGCACCACUACACUCUCACGAAUAACAACAACAACCCAUUACUCAUUUCUUCGCAAGUUCCCUUUUUUUUCACUCUCAUCUUCCUCACGCGCCAAAACCCUAUCUGGGUUCCCUUCAUUUUGCACUCUUUCUUCUGAUACAGUGACGGAAUCCAUAGUGAGUGAAAGCAAUGUCAAAGGUGAAAAUGACAAGAGUCUUAUUAAGGAUGCUGCUGGGUUGCUUGAUAUAAGGGUUGGUCGUAUUGUGAGGGCAUGGAAACAUGAUGAAGCUGAAUCUCUUUAUGUUGAAGAAGUUGAUAUUGGUGAGCCUGAACCUAGAAUUAUAUGUAGUGGCCUUGUCAAUUACAUUCCUCUUGAACAACUUCAGGUAUAA